Messenger RNA from Triticum aestivum (bread wheat), 675 nucleotides. RefSeq lists its product as uncharacterized. NCBI's taxonomy places the organism in Eukaryota, Viridiplantae, Streptophyta, Magnoliopsida, Poales, Poaceae. The transcript is spliced from 3 exons. The coding region runs from base 136 to 369 and encodes 77 amino acids. The record is from RefSeq and is a predicted model, not a curated record.
UUCCCUCCCUCCAGAUCUCUCAGUUCCCACCCACCUCUCUCUCCCCGUAGCUCUCUCUCCUCUCCUCGCCCCGCUCCGUCCUCCCCUCCCCUCCUCUCCUCUCCUAGGGUUCGAAGCCACAGCCGGCCAGUAGCAAUGGCGACAAAGUGCAUCAUCGGCGCGUUGGUUGGAUCCCUUGGCGUUGCAUACGUCUGCGACACGAUCGUUUCUGACAAGAAGAUCUUUGGAGGCACUGUUUGCAAGACCGCGACCGACAGGGAGUGGUUUCAGGCCACAGACGCCAAGUUCCAGGCCUGGCCUCGCACCGCUGGGCCGCCGGUCAUCAUGAACCCCAUCAGCCGCCAGAACUUCAUCGUCAAGAACCCUUGAUAGGUGGCACGAGCGGCAUCUCGCUCCCACCAUGGGAUCCCAAGUUUCUUUUCUAGGGUUUUGAAGUUCCUAAUAAAAGGGACUUGAAAGUUGGGGUAUACUCUUUUGCUUUAUGAAUUUCAGUUUCUGUGAGCAACUUUGAGGUGCUUUACCGCUCGCUCGCUCAUCUUUCGAUGAACUCUCUUCCUCGGUGAAAUCUUCCUCAGUUUCAGUUUCCGCAUUGUCUUUCAUGUGUUGUGUUUCUUUCUGAUCCGAUGCUCCAUGUUGAUGCUGUGAUGUUAACGAGCCUAUUGUUUUUGACUUUUA